Messenger RNA from Danaus plexippus (monarch butterfly), 985 nucleotides. Its product is annotated as glutathione S-transferase 1-like. Bases 143 to 793 code for a protein of 216 amino acids. NCBI's taxonomy places the organism in Eukaryota, Metazoa, Arthropoda, Insecta, Lepidoptera, Nymphalidae. The record is from RefSeq and is a predicted model, not a curated record. The transcript is spliced from 5 exons. Gene Ontology annotation, molecular function: glutathione transferase activity. Gene Ontology annotation, biological process: glutathione metabolic process.
CGGAAUAGGUUUAUGUGACACUUCACUGAAAGCACUCGAUCGAAAUAGACGACAGCCAGUAUUUUCGAUUUAAAGUAUACAUUCAGUUAAGAAUACCAUAUAUUAUAGACAUUUAAUCAUCUUCUAUAUUUUCUUAAGCAAAAUGGUACUAACUUUAUACGGAAUGGAUGCCAGUUCACCUGUCCGAGCAGUCAAAAUGGUCAUUAAUAAACUUAACAUACCGGAUAUCGAAUACAUUCAAAUAAAUCUUCUAAAAGGGGAACAUACUUACGAUAGCUUUUUGGAGAUGAAUCCACAGCAUUCUAUACCAACUAUCAAAGAUGGUGACUUCAUUAUUUGGGACAGUCACGCUAUUACGGCGUACUUAGUAUCUACGUAUGGUGAUGACGACAGUCUGAACCCGACUGAACCAAAACAAAGAGCAGUCAUUGAUCAAAGAUUGCAUUUUGACAGUGGUGUAUUAUUUCCGGCUCUACGCCAAAAUGUUGUGCCCAUACUGUUUGGUGGGCAAAAUUCUUUUGAUCAAAAAUCUCUCGAUCAACUGUCUUCAUCCUACGAACUGGCUGAUAAAUUCCUUACUCAUACCUGGCUGGCUGGUGAUAAUCUAACUUUAGCUGACAUAUGCUGCUAUGCGACUAUAAGUUCCAUGAACGUUUUGCUGCCAGUUGACGUUGAAAUGUAUCCAAAUUUGGCUGACUGGUUGCAACGUUGUUCGGAACAAGAUUUUGCAGUUAACGCGAAUGAAAAGGGCUUGGCCAUUUUCAGAGAUAUUAUAUAUUCAAAACUUGCUUAGUCAACAUAUUUCUGCAAGAAAGUAUCGAUAAAGAUAUAGAAAUCACUGCUUAAAGUCAAUAAUAUUACACACACAAUAAAAUAAUAGAAUGUUUUAUAGAGAUACACAAUGCCCUCUUUAAUUAUUAUUUAGGCACUUGGUUUUAAUAGAAUUGUGUACUGAAGUACUGAAUAAAAUGCAACAAAUAUCAAA